Messenger RNA from Talaromyces stipitatus ATCC 10500, 1922 nucleotides. RefSeq lists its product as uncharacterized. The record is from RefSeq and is a predicted model, not a curated record. The transcript has 4 exons. The coding region runs from base 1 to 1872 and encodes 623 amino acids. NCBI's taxonomy places the organism in Eukaryota, Fungi, Ascomycota, Eurotiomycetes, Eurotiales, Trichocomaceae.
AUGAUGACCACUUUUUUGAGGAGCUUACUGGUAUGGCUUGCUACAUUGAUUGUUGUCAUUGCAGCUCAUAUGCCCGGAAAUAAUGUCGCACUGCGAACUCGGAAUGGCCCUGGAAUGAGCGACGCAGAUACUCUAUAUACAGUGCGAAGAGCCUUGGACCAUGUCAGACUUCAAUCUCGCAAUAGCAAGUACUCUAUGAACAGGACUUCUAUCUCAAAAAGCUGGGUAGGCGCUACUCUGUUUCAAUAUAGUGAAGAAAGCAGCAGCAACACUACCGCCGGAUCAGACCGUCUAUCAUCGGAAUACAGCGCUGGGAUCGAAAUAAUCUGUACUAUGUGUUAUAUCAACGGUUCCGUGACAGGCGACUUGACACUUGCCGGCGAUUUCAACUUCACAGCCGCAGUAAAUACCGUGAAGAGCGAAUUGAGAAAUGUCACCGACACAGCAUUCCAUCAAUUCGAGCAGUACGUCGAGGAAGUGGCCAAGGAUAUAAGCAAAGAAAUCAUCACUUUGAACGCUACUACUCUCCCAGAUUGGCCGACACUGGAUGUCAAUUUGGAUUUGAAUAAUGCGACGGGUCUACCAGGUGCUCAUAUACACUUUGAGUUCGACAAUCUAGAGCUCUAUCUCGACCUUGGUAUCAAACUCUCAGCAGGUGCUACGUAUACGCUUAACUUGUAUACAUCUGAGACGCCAGCGGGCAUUUCUGUACCGGGGCUUAAGAUGGGAGCAGUAUUUAGUGUGGAUUUGAUCUUGAUUUCUGAUACGGAGAUUGAUAUUGGGAGUGGUAUUCAUAUCAAACUCGACGAUGGAGUUGCUUUUGAUUUGGAGAUGUUUAAUAGGAAUGUGUCGAGAGUCACAAUUCCUGGCGGAGCUUAUGAAUUCCUACCCAUCACAAUCGGUGGCGAAGGAUCCAUACAAGCCCUUUUGAGCCUCAAAGCUAGUCUUGGGGUAGAAGUUGAUACACCAAAACCGACUUCCGACUUCGACUUUGAGUUCAACGCCGGUAUCGAGACGGAUGUAUUUGCCUACGUCGCUGAUUUCCUGAUGCAAGUCAACGGCUCCUCUACCACUGACAGUGGUGAUUGUGAGCUGGUUGCUGUCGCAGAAUAUACGUAUGCUGUAGGUGCAGCAGCUGGAGCGACAGUUGCAGUUGAUAAGUCAUUUUCAUGGGGUCCAUCACCUAAUACCACUGUACCAAUAUGGUAUACGACGCUGGCUAGCAUUUGUGCCGCAACAAAGACGUCUACGUCGGCGCCCGCGUCGUUGAUUACUCCUCGGGCAGAAUUAAAUCAACCAGGGGAUUCCUCCUUAACAACAACUACAUCGACAACAACAUAUCAGAUCGUCAAUUGCAUGUCUUCAGGAAUGAUUAAUUGUCCCAUUAACCUCCAGAAUACAACAACCUACCAAGCCGUCGUUACAUCGGCUCUCUCUAUAGAAUCAGGGUCAGUGGUGACACUGCCAACGACCGGAGUUUCAGCACUUGCGACCGGAAUUCCAUUUGGUUCAAAAUCAUAUAAACUUCAGGCUGUCUCUGGGACGCCUAUAUCGUACGUCCCUCCGCCGCCAUCUAGUACCUCAGCUACGACAUCUUCGACGUCAAUAUCGAGUCCGGGAGGAGUUGGAAGUGGCUUACUUGGUGUAGACAAGAAUAACAAGCUCAUAAUCGGCCUGAGUGUUGGUUUGGGUGUUCCAUUUCUGGCAGCUCUAUUGAUAGGCUUUGGGUAUUACAUCCGCCAUCGUAGAAAGUACUCGGAGGUUUCUCAAAGGGAGAACAUAGCACCGAGUCCGGAAAUCACAGAAAGCAACUCUCCAGCCUCGUCUCGCAUGAAGAAAGGUCCAUUCAUAUCGGUGACACAGGCAGAUUGAUACGUAGUAGAUUUAUGAGGACAUUUGCAUGAUAAUCUGUGUUAGAAUAA